UGCUCUUCUCUCUCUAAGGGCCAACUUCUCGCCUAUUUAUUUGACUCUUUCAACAUUCCCUCGAACUCCACUUGAAGCUAACCCAGGAAAAAAAAACACAAGACUUGUUCCUACAGAACAUCCAAGUCUCAAGAUACUUGGAAAGCUAUGGAGUUAGAGCUUGAUGAUGAUCUCUUCUUUGCAGACAUAAGCAAACAGAUCUCUCUUCUCAUCAUGGAUGAAGAUGAACAGUUAAACCCUGUUUCUCUCUCCUCCUCCUCCGACUCUCUCUCAUUCCAGGGUAUGUUCAGAGGAGGCUACCAAACGGUUCCAUAUAUGUAUCGUCAAGAACAGAGCAAAGGGACUGGUGUGUUCAUCCCGAAAUCUUCUCAUCCCAGAAGAAGGCCUCAUCAUAAGAACGGUAGGUUUAGUUCCUUCAACGCCAAGCAACAACACUCUCUUCAUCAAAACAGACAACAGUAUCAUGACAACUCAAGAAGUACUGUCACCACUCACAACAACAACAAUAACAACAAGAGCAGCAUGAUAGCUAGUAACGUUCAUGCUUCUAUCCCAAGAAGAACCUACAGAGAUGCAGCAUCUAUCUACACUUGAUUAAUUUAACAAAUAUUCUGCAAAAUUUAUGGGUUUUGUGUGAUUGAUUCAUAUAAGUAAUAUUCUUUAUUUAUAGAUGCAUAAGAUUUAUUUGUUUGUAAAUCAGCGAAGAAUAAGGAAGGUCUUGGAGAUUUGUUCCAAGUGUGUUAUUGUUUGAAUGUAACUCUUUUUCAUGUCAUUUUUAGAGAGAUUCACUGACUUCUCCAAAUGUAAAAGUUGAAGGAUUUAAUUAAAA
Messenger RNA from Eutrema salsugineum, 829 nucleotides. RefSeq lists its product as uncharacterized. The coding region runs from base 148 to 594 and encodes 148 amino acids. The transcript is spliced from 2 exons. Lineage: Eukaryota; Viridiplantae; Streptophyta; Magnoliopsida; Brassicales; Brassicaceae. The record is from RefSeq and is a predicted model, not a curated record.